Molecule: messenger RNA, 1460 nt
Organism: Capsella rubella
Lineage: Eukaryota; Viridiplantae; Streptophyta; Magnoliopsida; Brassicales; Brassicaceae
Product: putative ubiquitin-conjugating enzyme E2 38
Exons: 6
Coding region: 64-1344 (426 amino acids)
Molecular function (GO): ubiquitin conjugating enzyme activity
Source: RefSeq, a predicted model, not a curated record
ACCCAAUCUUUAUUUAUUCCUUAAUCCCUUCUUUCCUGUAAUCUCCGGACGAAUAAAGAAUCAAUGGAUCAUUACCAAAAAAACAAAGAAUCAAUGGAUCUCGCUUCUGGUUCGAGGACUCGGAGAAACUCAUCAAAGGCUGCAACUUCUCCUGAAGUAAUUGAUGUGGAAGAAUACGAAAUCCGCAAUGGUGGUUUUCUUAAAAAUAACAACAAUAAUGUCUUCGAUAAGAAGAACAAAGGAAAGGCUAUAAAAGAAGAAGAUGUCUCCUUUUAUGAUCAUUUUUACUCAUUUAGUCAUCUAGCUAAUGAAGUUGUGCCGAUGGAGCUUGAAGACUACGCAAUGUUUCAAGCCAUUCUAAAUUCUCAGGAUAUUCCAACUGAUGUAGAAGUGGUGAUGAUGCCUAGUGGAGCACAGAUGACUCCUGAUUUAGUGAUGGUUCCAUCUCCUCCUCCUUUGAGACCCUCUAAAUUUGAUGCUUCUGCUAGCUCUUCUCGCCCUCUAGUGGCGGUGCCUGAGGUUAUUUCUUCACCUCAGAUUAAGUUUCUGCGGGAUUUUAAAAGAUUCGACACUGUUGAUGAUUUCUCGGAUCAUCUAUAUGCUUCCUAUGCUUCAAACCAGCAUACAAAGGGUUGGUCGAAAAAGAUUCAAUCAGAAUGGAAGAUUCUUGAGAAUGAUUUGCCAGAAACUAUAUUUGUCCGAGCCUGUGAAUCAAGAAUGAACCUAUUAAGAGCUGUAAUUAUUGGACCCGAGGGAACUCCUUACCAUGACGGUCUUUUCUUUUUCGAUAUUCAGUUCUCAAAUUCCUAUCCUUCAGUGCCACCAAAAGUUCAAUACCAUUCCGGUGGGCAUCGAAUCAACCCGAAUCUGUACUGUAAUGGUUACGUAUGCUUGAGUCUUCUCGGUACCUGGGCUGGUACCGCGAGGGAGAGUUGGAUCCCAACAGAGUCGACAAUCUUACAGCUUCUUGUCUCAAUCCAAGCACUCAUCUUGAAUCAAAAACCAUACUUUAAUGAACCUGGCUUUGCACCGACCAUGGGGACUCAAUCAGGCGAGGCUCGUUCGGAAACUUACAGUGAGGAAGUAUUCAUACUGUCGUUAAAGACGAUGGUUAACAGUAUGAGAAAACCACCCAAGCAUUUUGAAGAGUUUGUUCGUAGUCAUUACUUCGUGCGGGCUCACGACAUUGUGAAGGCGUGUAAUGCUUAUAAAGAUGGAGCACCUGUUGGAUGGAUGGGUAAAGAAACUAGCAAGAGCGGCUCCAAGAAGUUUAGAGUCGAUUUAGGAUGUUAUAUGAAGACAGUGGUGGAUGAAUUCGUUAAAUUAGGAGUCAAGGAGCUUUAAGAAACCAUUGGCUAAGAGAAAUGUUAACACAGAGAGUGCAAAGAGUAAGAGAACCAAUUCAUCAAGCUGAGCCAAAUCCACCAUUCUUUCAUGUUUUUAGUCAUCUCGAAUUAAGA